AUGUACUGGCCAAUAGGGACUCCGCGUAUUUAUGCUGCCAGCAGCGGUCGCACUCCUGAGCUCAAGCUCUUCGUGUCCUCCGAUGGCUUGGAGAACCCAGGCGGAUCCAGUUUGGCGCCUCCUCUUGCUCAACAUGGCCAAAUGGGAGCGGCUGUUGACGAUGAAGUUGAGAUUCAAACACCAAUCACACCGAUGACGCCAAUCACGCCCGGCGUCCGACCCAUACUCCAGCACGACCAUGAUGUUUCCUCGGCAAAGGGCUUGGAGACAUCGACUCGUCGGAACAUUCAGAAUGCCAUUCCGCUCAAAGAUCCUAUUCUCGCAUUACGUGUAGCUCGCACUGGCCAUCUCUUUGGUGUCAUCACCCGCACGACCAUUACCCUUUGGCAGACCAAACCAACUGUGAUUUUAGCACUGGUUGUACGAUCCGAGUCAUCAAUUGAGUUAUACGGAACCAAUGUCGACUUGUUGCUGCGUCCCGACUCGGCCAUUUUAGUCGCACAAACAUCCAAAGAUUACCUCAUCACCUACUCAAUAGCAUCUGACGGCGAGUCCUGCGUUUAUAAGCCGCAAUUUCCGAAUUAUCAUAAUGUUCAAAGACGAAAGCAAAGCAUCAUUGGUUCUCAGACCGGUCUGAGACCCGAUCACAUUCUCUGGGGCCCAGGAGAGGGCUCAGGUGUGCCCGACGUCAGCGUUCGGUUUCGUAUGGUGAUCAAGAUUGAUGCUGGUAUUGAAAGUGCCCUUGCUCUCGACGACGAAUUGAUCGUCGCAACUAGGAAACCGGCUGCAGUACAGUGUAUACGAUGGACGCCAGACAACGCCGGGAAUCAAACCCGAACCGAUCUCGUCGGUAAGUUGGGAUGGGUGGAGAAAAGGUCGUCUAUUUUAGAAAUGACAUAUGACAGACCGAUGAAUUUGGCCACAUGGAUUACGAGCGACGGCCGGGCGUACGCUGUACAACGCCAGAACCCUCGCACAGAUGGAAACUCUGGACAUAUGGACGAGAGACGCCUUUUCAAAGGCCACUGCUUCCACAACACCCAAAAGCACGCAAGCUGUGCAGUCAAGGCCGUGAUCAAUGCGCGGUUUUCACUGAUUGCAGUUGGUUGCGUCGAUGGUACCAUAUACGUGUACUCUGUUCGAGAUUACUCUGGAAACAUUGUCCUGUCACACAAGCAAGUCUUGCCUGUCUCCACGGCUGUCGCGGGAGCUUUCAAAUCGCUGUGCUACUCGCCGGAUGGAUACUGCCUUUUCGCUGGCUUCGAAAAGGGAUGGGCGACAUGGAGCAUGUUUGGCAAACUGGGCAGCAACAGUUUUGGAGCCGAUGCAGGAAUAUCCAGCGGAAACGAUGAGCAGUGGCUCUGUGGAGUAUCUUCGGCGUCAUGGAUCGGAGGAGGAUCCGAAAUCCUGCUUGUGGGACCACGUCACGAGGCUAUCUGGAGCUUGGAAAUGGCGAAAAGUGCAGUGACGGGAUGCUAUCACGAGGCGAACGUCUUCCGGACGGCACUUCAGACACCAACCGCCGUGAUGGUCUAUAGGGGAUAUGACCUCCCUGACAUGACGAGCAUCUCGGCCGAGCCAUUCUUGUGGCACACUGCCAAAAUACCUGCAUCCUACCUUUUGAACCAGUGGCCUAUCCGGCAGACAGUCAUUUCCCCCGACGGCCGCUACGUAGCAGUGGCAGGACGUCGCGGUCUUGCCCACUACAGCGUCAACAGCGGCAGGUGGAAAACAUUUGCGACGGAGGAGAUGGAGAACGAGUUUCAGAUCCGCGGCGGGAUGUGCUGGUACCAGCAUAUUCUCAUAGCUGCGGUCGAGAGCAACAGAAACUACGAGCUUCGCCUCUUCUCGCGGGAAACAGCACUCGACAUGUCGCAAGUGAUUUUCCGGCAGCAGGUCCCCGCGCCCGUCGUUCUCGUCACGACGUCCGGGGAAGACUCGCUCCUGGUGUACACGUACGAGAACCUGCUCUAUCAUUUCAUAUUCACCCCUAGCCCGGAUGCCGUUCGCCUGGUUCAGGUCGGGCAGAUUGCGUUUCACGGAAUCGUUCGCUCUCCCGCCAGAGUGCGCGGGUUGAGCUGGAUCUUGCCCGAGAGCCAGAUGCUAGCCGGAGAUCCAUCUCAGGAUGUCGCGGCGGCAUCGGUGAUAUUCCUGGUGGACGGGAAGCUGGUGCUGCUGAGCCCUUCGCUCAACGACGAGGGUCAGCUAAAGUACGACAUGCGCGUGAUAGCGCAAAACGUCGAGUACCACGCCAGCAUGAGAGACCAGCCGUUACUCAACGUUUCUCACCUUUCGGACGACCCGUCACUGCGACGCGGCCCACCUGCGCUGAAAGACUCGCUCUGGAUCUUUGACGGGAUAGAAGUCAAGGCGUGGACCAAUAUCAACGAGGUGCUCGAGGCGGCUUCGAGUGAAGGGGCCAAGGACUUGCCUGUGCCGGUCUCCGUCCCAGUCGACUUUUACCCUCUGUCCGUUCUUUUGGAGAAGGGCAUCGUGUUGGGGGUCGAAUCUGACCUGGUGCAACGGCGAGACGUCACCUUUUCCUUUUUCCACUUCGCCAUUAGGACGCAGUUGUUUCUGCCGGACAUUUUGCGCUUCCACCUACGCCAGAGCAGGACGGUUGAAGCUGCGGCACUGUAUGAGCAGUACCAGAACCUGGAAUACCUGUCCCACGUGAUGGAAAUCUUGCUGUACCGAGUCUUGGAUGAGGAGGCCGACACGUGCCCCAAGCCCGGAGACGCGGUUCUACCCAGGGUGCUAUCCCUCCUGUCGUCAUCGAGGGACUAUCUCGACAUUGUGCUGCAGUGCACGCGAAAGACGGAGAUGCGACAGUGGAAGACUCUAUUCGCGUACCUGCCGCCAGCACAGGAGCUGUUUGAGGAAUCGAUACAGAGAGGGUCACUCAAGACGGCUGGCGGAUACUUGAUCGUCCUCCACGCGUUGGAGGAACUAGACUCGUCGACGGACCAGUCGGUGCGCGUGCUAUCCAGGGCCAUCCAAGAAGGAGACUGGGAGCUGUGCAAGGAACUGGCUCGUUUCCUGGCCGGCAUGGACGAUACCGGAGAAGCACUGAAAGAGGUGAUGCAAACGGUGAACAUGGGGGGGCGUUGUGGCGCCGGCAGCGACGGAAUCCAGGUUCGACUGGAGAUGCCUAGCCCCAGGCUCGCCAACGGGGGGGGCAACGGAAAUGGCUGGAGGGAAGCCGAAGACUGCGACGGCACAGAGUCUGACAUGCCGUCUGCCAGCGACGUGUCCAGUGUUGGAUCCACGGUGAGUCGGAUGAACGGAUACAGAUUGCCGUGA
This is a messenger RNA of Ustilaginoidea virens, 3303 nucleotides long. RefSeq lists its product as uncharacterized. Gene Ontology annotation, molecular function: protein binding. Gene Ontology annotation, biological process: intracellular protein transport; retrograde transport, endosome to Golgi. Bases 1 to 3303 code for a protein of 1100 amino acids. The record is from RefSeq and is a predicted model, not a curated record. Gene Ontology annotation, cellular component: cytosol; Ric1-Rgp1 guanyl-nucleotide exchange factor complex; Golgi membrane. The transcript is spliced from 3 exons. NCBI's taxonomy places the organism in Eukaryota, Fungi, Ascomycota, Sordariomycetes, Hypocreales, Clavicipitaceae.